AUGGAUGCAGAGAACGAGUACGAAAUAAAGAGAGCUCGUGAUGCAAUUCAGAUGAUUGAGACCAUUCAGUCUAUGAUCGACGUUUCAGCAGAUAGACUUGAGGGUUUACGGACGCAAUGUUCGACAAGUGCCGAGCUAACCCAGCAAGAGAUCCGGACCCUGGAGGGCAAGUUGGUGAAGCAUUUCUCCCGGCAGCUGGUGUUCAAAGCGCAGUUUGGCGGGGAGUUGCAACGGGAACUGGGUGACGUGCCUUGCCUGGCGCAAUGGUUGCGAGUGGUCGGCCUCAGCCCCGAAGCUAUAGAGGCGAUAUGCUCUCGUGUGGCGUCCUUAGAGGCGCUUCGCGAGCGUUCAGACCACGAACUACGAGCGUUGCUGGUGGCGGCUCGCGACGAGGAGCUGCGCCGGCUCUGUCGAGCGAUGCAGCGGCUACGCACUUACACCGAGGCGCUUCGCGAGCGUUCAGACCACGAACUACGAGCGUUGCUGGUGGCGGCUGGCGACGAGGAGCUGCGCCGGCUCUGUCGAGCGAUGCAGCGGCUACGUACUUACACCGAAGCGCUGGCGCGAGGUGAGGGUGCGGCUGAGCUGCCUUUGUACUGGGACUCCUGGGAGCGACACGCUCGCUCCUCUCCGAGACCCAGGAAAGGCGGCAAGUCACCUACAACACCAGUAAGCAAACGGAAGCAAAACUCCCACCUGCCGGCACCCGCCGCCUUGACGAAGUCUCGCUCUCACGAAUCCCAGUUGUCUGUGAGGCCUGAUGCCUCCGAUCUUAGCGAUAACAGCCAGUCGUCAGCGCGUGACGGUACGGAGGGCGCGGAGGGCAGUCCGCCCGCGUCGCCGCGCGACCAGUCCGAGGGCACGCCGCAGCGCAGCGCGCACCCCCCGCCCCCACCGCCCGUACACUACAACAACGUAGGCGGGGGCGCCCCGCGGUCGCCGCGUACGCCGCGCACGCCGUUGGGGCGCUGCAUGGCGCACGACAUCGCGCACCGCUUCACCAAGUCCUUCAACAUGAUCGCCACCUGCGACUACUGCGACAAGCAGAUGCUCUUCGGCUCCGGCCUCAAGUGCAAGGAGUGCAAGUUCAAAUGUCACAGAGACUGCGAAAGUAAAGUUCCUCCGUCGUGCGGUUUACCGGCAGGAUUUGUUGUUGCCUUCAAAGAAAAAUUUCACAAAGAUGCGGCGGGCGGGUACUACCUGUGCGCAUCGCCUGGCGCGGGGGGUGCGGGGGGCGCAGUGAGCACAGGUGGCACGGUUGGCUCAGGCGGCGUGGGGGGUGCGGGAGGCGUGGGGGGUGCAGGGCGCAGCGCCGGCUUCUUGUCUUCGCUCACGGGCCGCCCGCGACGGCGUCGCCAGCCGCCGCAACCGCACCACUACUCCCAGGCCGGGCCGGAUUCGUCGUCGAACACGUCGUCGUGCAACAGCUCGACGCCAUCGUCCCCCGCACUGGCUGCGCCCGCGGCGCCCGCUGUGCCCGCCAGCCCGCUGCCGCACCACCACGCGCACCCCCCCGCACACCCGCCCCACCAGCCUCUACACAACAAGCAGCAGUUCCACUUCCCAGAAGUAAAGCCGCCAGUGUCAAGUCCGAACCACAACUCUGCCGUGCAAUCGCCGGCGAGACCUUCGCCUAAUCACAAAGAAGAUCUCACCUCUAGUAUUAAAAACGAGCGAUGCUGCCUGGUGUCGCUGAGCGGGUCGGGCUCCACCGACAGCGGCGGCGCGCGCGGCGACUCGCUCGACCUUGCCGCGCACGACGCGCCCGACGCGCGCUGGCCCCGCCAGAACUCCCUAUAG
Molecule: messenger RNA, 1800 nt
Organism: Parnassius apollo (apollo)
Lineage: Eukaryota; Metazoa; Arthropoda; Insecta; Lepidoptera; Papilionidae
Source: the annotation of a GenBank genome assembly